Molecule: messenger RNA, 2990 nt
Organism: Dipodomys ordii (Ord's kangaroo rat)
Lineage: Eukaryota; Metazoa; Chordata; Mammalia; Rodentia; Heteromyidae
Gene: Sfswap
Product: splicing factor, suppressor of white-apricot family
Exons: 17
Biological process (GO): RNA processing; mRNA 5'-splice site recognition
Molecular function (GO): RNA binding
Source: RefSeq, a predicted model, not a curated record
GGCGGCGCCGGCGGGGCGGGCGGCCGGGUGGAGCUGCUGGUCUUCGGCUACGCCUGCAAGCUGUUCCGGGACGACGAGCGGGCCCUGGCCCAGGAGCAGGGACAGCACCUCAUCCCCUGGAUGGGGGACCCCAAGAUCCUCAUCGACAGAUAUGAUGGGCGUGGUCACCUGCAUGACCUCUCUGCGUAUGAUGCUGAGUAUGCCACCUGGAACCGAGACUACCAACUCUCUGAAGAGGAGGCGCGCAUAGAGGCGCUGUGUGAUGAAGAGAGGUAUUUAGCCUUGCAUACGGACUUGCUUGAGGAGGAGGCCAGGCAAGAGGAAGAAUACAAGCGAUUGAGUGAGGCGCUAGCCGAGGAUGGGAAUUACAGUGCUGUGGGGUUUACUUAUGGCAGUGACUACUAUGACCCAUCUGAGCCGACCGAGGAGGAAGAACCUUCCAAACAGAGAGAAAAGUCUGAGGCUGAAAAUUUGGAAGAAAACGAAGAACCUUUCAUUGCCCCUUUAGGAUUGAAUGUCCCGUCUGACGUGGAACUGGUAUGUGUAUUUCUUCUCAAUUCUCUGUCGGCGCUGCUCUGUCUUCACCUUGGGUGCUGCACGUGCAAGAGGACUGUGUUCAUCCAGGACAGCAGUCCAGGCACUCCACGCUGUAGAGAUAGCUGGGGGAAGCAUCCCAAGUCAGGUCCAAACUCUGACAAUGAGGAUGAGGAUGAUGAGGAAGACGGGAGCUAUCUGCACCCAUCUCUCUUCGCUUCCAAAAAGAGCAGCCGCCUCGAAGAGCUGAUGAAGCCCUUAAAGGUGGUGGACCCAGAUCACCCCCUGGCAGCCCUUGUCCGAAAAGCACAAGCUGACAGCUCUGCCCCCACGCCACACACCCCAGAUGGGGCAUCCACGCAGCCCUCACAGGUGGAAUACACGGCCGACUCGACUGUGGCUGCCAUGUACUACAGCUACUACAUGUUACCAGAUGGCACCUAUUGCCUGGCGCCGCCGCCUCCAGGAAUUGAUGUGGCCACCUACUACAGCACCCUUCCUGCUGGAGUGACCGUGUCCAGCUCCCCCGGAGUGACCACCACCGCCCCACCACCUCCUGGAACCACGCCUCCUCCCCCGCCCACUACAGCUGAAGCGGGCAGUGAGGUGACCGCCACGCCCACGACCACCACAAGUGCGCUUGCCCCCGUGGCCGCCAUCAUCCCCCCGCCUCCUGACGUCCAGCCUGUGAUUGAUAAGCUGGCAGAAUACGUUGCAAGGAAUGGCCUUAAAUUUGAGACCAGCGUCCGUGCCAAGAACGAUCAGAGAUUUGAGUUCCUGCAGCCAUGGCACCAGUAUAAUGCUUAUUAUGAGUUUAAGAAGCAGUUCUUCUUGCAGAAGGACGGAGGCGAUAGGACACAGGUGGCGUCAGCAUCAGAGGAGGCCCCUGCAGAAUCUGCUGGCGAGAAGCCAGGGGACUCUGGGGACGACGGGACUCCUGAGGACACAGCUGAGGCAGGAGGCAGAGGUGGCUCUGGCGGGAAGAAGGAGGCCACGUCCAGUAAGAGUGCGGCGGAUGGGAAGCUGGUGAAAGCUUCAUUUGCUCCAAUAAGCUUUGCAAUCAAGGCCAAAGAAAAUGAUCUCCUUCCCCUGGAAAAAAAUCGAGUUAAGCUAGAUGAUGACAGUGAAGACGAUGAAGAAAGCAAAGAAUGCCAGGAGAGCUGUAGCAGUGCAGCCACCACCAGCCCUGCCAUAGCCGCACCCUGUGUGGUUGUCGAGGAGAAGAAGCCCCAGCUUACCCAGGAGGAGCUAGAAGCAAAGCAAGCAAAGCAAAAGCUGGAGGACCGCCUUGCAGCUGCGGCUCGAGAGAAGCUGGCCCAGGCAUCCAAGGAGUCAAAGGAGAAGCAGCUUCAGGCUGAACGUAAAAGGAAGGCGGCUCUAUUCUUACAGACCUUAAAAAAUCCUCUGCCAGAGACAGAAGUGGGAAAGCUUGAGGAGAGCCCCUUUGGCACUGAGGAAGCCAGUCCUGUGCCCUGUCCUCUGCUGGCUGGAGGCAGACCUCUGCCCACUGUGGAUGCAAAACCGCCGGAAAGGCCUUCAAGCAAAAGCAGAGAUCCACCCCGAGAAGAAGAGAGAGAGAAGAAAAAGAAAAAGCACAAAAAACGGUCUCGGACUCGCUCUCGCUCUCCCAAAUACCGCCCGUCCUCCAAGUCCAGGUCCAGGCCCCACUCGAAAGCCAGGCACUCCCUGCCCAGUGCCUACCGGACAGUGCGGCGCUCAAGGUCACGCUCCCGGUCCCCUCGGAGGAGAGCACACUCCCCUGAGAGACGGCGGGAAGAGAGAAGCGUCCCCACUGCGUACCGAGUGAGCAGCAGCCCGGGGGCCAGCAGGAAACGAACUCGCUCCAGAAGUCCCCAUGAGAAGAAGAAGAAGCGGCGGUCGAGGUCUCGGACCAAGGCCAAGGCCCGGUCCCAGUCCUCCUCCCCCAGCAAGCAGGCAGCCCAUCGUCCAGCGGCCCAUGCCGCCCACUCGGCCAGCAUCUCUCCUGUGGAGAGCCGGAGCUCCAGCCAGGAGCGUUCCAGGGGAGUUUCUCAGGAAAAAGAUGGCCAGAUCUCCUCAGCAAUCGUUUCCUCUGUGCAGAGCAAAAUCACUCAGGAUCUCAUGGCCAAAGUAAGAGCGAUGCUCGCAGCUUCCAAAAACCUGCAGACCAGUGCGUCCUGAGGCACAGCCACCAUGGGAGCCAGUCGUGCGCAUCAUCGCCUGCUGGUGGGGCCACAGCUCCAGGACUCUGGGCACCGAAGCGGGAGCAGGGCAGCUCGCGCCUGCAGACCCCCACAGCCAUCUGGGUUCUUCUCCAGACUCCCUGGGACCGUCGGUGGCUUUUGUAAAUUUUUGAUGACAUUUUCAGCUUAAGAUUUUUGACCAGCAAUCUCUUACCUGUAUAUUUGUAAAUAAUAUCAUGUUUCUGUGGAGAUGUAUUAUCGAAUAAAAUGGGAAGAAAGCUCUUUUCUAGCUCA